Molecule: messenger RNA, 757 nt
Organism: Solanum dulcamara
Lineage: Eukaryota; Viridiplantae; Streptophyta; Magnoliopsida; Solanales; Solanaceae
Product: protein SELF-PRUNING
Exons: 4
Coding region: 9-536 (175 amino acids)
Biological process (GO): negative regulation of flower development; vegetative to reproductive phase transition of meristem
Cellular component (GO): nucleus; cytoplasm
Source: RefSeq, a predicted model, not a curated record
AACUACUUAUGGCUUCCAAAAUGUGUGACCCCCUUGUGAUUGGUAGAGUGAUUGGGGAAGUUGUUGAUUAUUUCUCUCCAAGUGUUAAGAUGUCUGUUAUUUAUAACAACAACAAACAUGUCUAUAAUGGACAUGAAUUGUUUCCUUCCUCAGUAACUUCUAAACCUAGGGUUGAAGUUCAUGGUGGUGAUCUCAGAUCCUUCUUCACACUGAUCAUGAUAGAUCCAGAUGUUCCUGGUCCUAGCGAUCCAUAUCUCAGGGAACAUCUACACUGGAUUGUCACGGACAUUCCAGGCACUACAGAUUGCUCUUUUGGAAGAGAAUUGGUUGGUUAUGAAAUGCCAAGGCCAAAUAUUGGAAUACACAGGUUUGUAUUUUUGCUGUACAAGCAGAAGAAAAGGCAAACCAUAUCGAGUGCACCAGUGUCAAGGGAUCAAUUUAGUACUCGAAAAUUCUCAGAAGAAAAUGAACUUGGCUCUCCUGUUGCUGCUGUUUUCUUCAAUUGCCAGAGGGAAACUGCCGCAAGAAGGCGUUGAUAUAUAUAUAUAUAUCACUACUACUACAACAACAAGCUCCAUCCACCAUUAAUUACUAAAUUAGUGGACGGACUCCUAUGCUAGCUUUUAAUUAAUUUAAUAAGACCGGGUUACUUGUUGUUCACCCUCUUGAAUUAAUGGCCAAGUAACAUGUAAUAUCAUUAAUGUUUGACCUAAUUAAGACUAGUAGUAUCUAUGUGUGUUUUGUCAUCAUCUACAUG